AUGCCGACGAGGACGAGUAGAAGUUCGUCGGUCGAUCUAAGAUCGACGAAGAAGCAGUAGAUCGGUAGGAGCUCAGCUUGGAGGCGGAGUUGCCGAUAGCGGAACUGGUAUUGCCGCUAUUACCGCUGGAACAUCGUCUGCUAGGAGAAUGCGGCGCCAUUGGACUGGUACUGUACGAGACUGCUACGGCGCCCGCCUGGCCCCCACGCGCUGAUUGUUUUCCGAGUAUUCCAAGGGUGUUCGAGCCUUUCCGGGAAGAAUCUAGCCCAGAUUGGCCAGAUUCUAAUUCUGUUAUUCCUUUCUUACCGAACAGUAGCAUAUCAUUGUUCGAGGAGGGCGUAAGAAACGGUUGA
Heterotrigona itama is the source of this 353-nucleotide messenger RNA. The record is from the annotation of a GenBank genome assembly. Lineage: Eukaryota; Metazoa; Arthropoda; Insecta; Hymenoptera; Apidae.